AUGACUCGUAAUGGUGGUGACUAUCCCCCAUACGAUUUAAUUGAACUUCGACCCGAUCUUUGUCUGCUUGGAGGAUAUACAAGCGCAGCUUCAAGUGGCGUUACUCCUGAUGCUGAAUGUCUUGU
Molecule: messenger RNA, 125 nt
Organism: Paraglomus occultum
Lineage: Eukaryota; Fungi; Glomeromycota; Glomeromycetes; Paraglomerales; Paraglomeraceae
Source: the annotation of a GenBank genome assembly